This is a messenger RNA of Plasmodium reichenowi, 2067 nucleotides long. RefSeq lists its product as hypothetical. Lineage: Eukaryota; Apicomplexa; Aconoidasida; Haemosporida; Plasmodiidae. The transcript has 2 exons. The coding region runs from base 1 to 2067 and encodes 688 amino acids. The record is from RefSeq and is a predicted model, not a curated record.
AUGAACAGUUCAGGAAGUUCCUUCAAUUCUUCGAGGAACUUAUUGAAUAGUCCCCGAACAUCCAAUAUACUAAAUAUGUGUUCUCAAAAUCAUAACAAUAAAAAUUAUAAUUCAGAUAAUGAUAUAUUAAUUAAUGUGAUUUUAGAAAACUGUGUACAUGAAUGGUUUCCUUUUUUAAAAGAUGAACAUGAUGAUAUAGAUAAGGGAGAUGAAAAGAACCAACAUAACUUAAAUAACGAAAUAAAUAAAUUGAAGAAAUAUUAUAAAGGAGUAAAAUCUUCUGACUUUCCGUUACCAAGGUUAUAUAAAACAAAUCGAAGUAUAUGUAACUUGAAUGAAGAUAAUGAAGAUGAAUCUAUUUUUUAUAAUAGUAAUAGUAUAUAUAUGAAUAUAUUAAAUGAAAGUAAUACAGAAAAUGUACAGACAAAUAAUUAUUUUAAUGAAUUUGUUAAUCAUCAAGAAAAUAAAGAAACAGAAGGAGAACUUAUAUACGAUAAAAAGAAAAAAGAAGAGCAAAAAAGUGAUGAAAAAUGUGUAAAUGUUACAAAUGAUGUCAAUGAGAAUAUUUCUUUUUAUGAUUGCAUAGGUGAUAUCAGUAGUAUUAAUAAUAAUAAAUAUGAUAAUAAUAAUAAUAAUAAUAAUAAUAAUAAUGAUAAUAAUUAUGAUAACAACAACAACAAUAAUAAUAAUAAUAAUAAUAAUAUUGAUGAGGAUGAAUAUGUUCAGGAAACCUUUUCAUCACGUGAGGAAAAAACAUUGAACACUAAAAAUGAGAAAAAGGAAAAUUUAAAACAUUAUAUAGAUAUCAAGGAUAAAGAAUAUUUAAAAAAAAAAGGAGACGAAGGUGUUAGUAAAGAGGAAUGUGAAAAUGUGUCAUUAGAAGUAAGAAGAAAUUAUAGUUGUGAUAAUAAAUAUAAUGGUAAACGUGAUGAUUUUUAUAAUGACAAGAGUGAUCAUAUUAAUCAUUCAAAUUUUGAUAGCUCUCCCUUUUGGCUAAAAAAUUACAAGAACAUUUCUAACUAUAGUAAUAAUAAUAGUAAUAGUAAUAUCACCCAUAUGAAUAAUACAUAUAAUAGCAUGAGCAGAAUUGAAAGUAAUUAUAGUAUUAAAGAUGAGGAAAAUAAAAUUAUUAAUGCAAAUAACAAAGAAGUUAAUAUAUACAAUACUAUAGAUGUAAAUGUGGAUUCUACAAAUAAUGUCAACAAAGUAGAAAAUGAUAUUUAUUUUGAUAAUGAUAAUAGAAAUAUAAAUUCCAUCAUUCAAGAAAUAAAAAAUGAAGAAGCAAAAGAAAAAGAUUUUACAAUGGAUUCAUAUGGAAAUAUGUACCUACGUAUAUGUCUGAAAGUCUUAAAAAAAAACGUAGAUUAUUUUUUAUCACCCAUGAAUUUAAGUAAUGAAAAACUUGUUUAUGAAAAAAAAAAAAUUAAAGAAAUUUUAAAAUUGUAUGAUAAAUUAUUUUAUAGCCAUUUUAAAUUCAUACCAAAUAAAAUUUACAAAGAAAUAUUGAGACCUAUAUAUACCUACUAUCAAAAUUUAAAGUCCAAUAUGGUAGGAGGUGUAUCUACUACAUCCUUCGACGCAAAAUCGAGAAAUGUUUCUAUUUCUUCAUCCUGUUCUUCUUUUCGCAGGGAUUUUGAUAUUCCAAAAAAGAACGCAACGUGCAAAGAAGAUGAAGAAAGCAAAGUUAUACAAAAGAAAAAUUCAUUUUCCAGCGAUUAUACCAAUUUAGGGAGCUUUUCAAAUAUUAUUAAUGACAUGACUGUUAAAAAUAUAUUACAGGAGGUUGAUGAAAGUUCAGAUAUUAGUCAUUUAGAAACGGAUUAUAAAUAUAUAUACAAAGAUUUAUUAAAAUUGAAAAGUUUAUUGUUAAAGAAAAGAUAUUACAAAAAUAUUUUAUUCGAAUAUCAAAAGAAUUUUGUUCAAAUUAAUAAUAGAUGUGUUAAAACAUAUAGGGAUAUAUAUCCUGUGGAAAAGGAGUAUAAAACAUAUACUCAAAUAAAAAAGCAAACUAUUGAAGUGAUCAAUUCGAUUAAUAUAAAUUAUAAAAAAUAUUACUCAAAUAUAUAA